Messenger RNA from Dictyostelium discoideum AX4, 1275 nucleotides. It is a transcript of the gene prfB, whose product is annotated as class I peptide chain release factor. Lineage: Eukaryota; Evosea; Eumycetozoa; Dictyosteliales; Dictyosteliaceae. Bases 1 to 1275 code for a protein of 424 amino acids. The transcript has 2 exons. Gene Ontology annotation, cellular component: cytoplasm. Gene Ontology annotation, biological process: translational termination. Gene Ontology annotation, molecular function: translation release factor activity. The record is from RefSeq and is a predicted model, not a curated record.
AUGUUUUCAUCAAAAUUAAAAAAUAUAAAAUAUUUAAUAAGGAAACAACAACAACCACAAUAUUUAAACAAUGAUAAAUUAUUUAAAAAUUCAUUAAAUAUUAAUAGUAAUAAUAAAAAUUAUUUUUGUACUUCAUCAACAACGAUUACUAGUGAUGUAUCAAAUCAAGAUAUAUCAAAUAAAGAAAAAGAAGUUAAAAGAAUUAUUGAUUUAUUAUUUUCAAGUCAAUAUCAUAAAAAUAAUUUAGCAAUAUUUAAAAGGUUUGAAGAAAUGAAAUUACCAGAGAUGAUCGAAAGUGGUAUUGGAAUUGAUGCAUCCAAUAUGGAUACAAUAAAUCAAAUUAAAAAUUAUAAUCAAACUAAACAAUCAAUUGAAGAGUUAAAUUUAUUAUCAAAAGAAUUUAAUGAUUAUUUAGAGGUUGUUGAAAUGUCAAAGAAUAUUGGUGACAAUGAUUGGUUGAAAGAGACUCGUUCAUUGAUAAAUCAAUUAUUUUCAAAUUGUUCUGAAUUGGAAGUCAAAGCAUUGAUGAAUGGUAAAGACGAUAGCAAGGGCUGUCUCUUGGAGAUUCAAGCGGGUGCCGGUGGCAAUGAUUCCAUGGAUUGGACGAAAAUAUUAUUUGAGAUGUAUUGUAAAUGGGGUGCUCGUAAAGGAUACAAUGUUGAAAUCAUCGAUACUGCAGACGGAGAAUUUGGCUACAGACAUGCCUCUUUGAAAAUCGACGGUCAUAAUGCAUAUGGCUGGUUGAGAACUGAGAUGGGUAUUCAUAGACUUAUUCGUAUAUCACCAUUUAGUUCAAGUGGUAAAAGACAUACUUCAUUCGCUUCAGUUGUCGUUUACCCAAUCUCUGACGAUUCAAUUAAAAUAAAUAUCGAUCCUAAAGAUUUACAUUUUGAAACUCUUAGAAGUUCAGGUGCUGGUGGCCAACAUGUAAAUAAAACCGAAUCAGCUGUUCGUAUCGUUCAUAUUCCAACUGGUAUAUCUGUACUUUCUUCAAGUGAACGUUCUCAACAUCAAAAUAAAUCAAAUGGUUUAUUAUUAUUAAAAUCAAAAUUAUAUUCUCAUGAAUUAAAAAAAAAAAUAGAAGCUGAAAAAUCAUUUAGAGAUGAACUAGGUAAAAAUAGUUGGGCCAGUGAUAGUGUUGUUAGAAAUUAUUCAAUGCAUCCACAAGAAAGAGUUAAAGAUCAAAGAACAGGUAUUGAAGUAUUACAAAUUUCAAAAAUAUUAGAUGGAGAGGAAGAAUUAGAUAAUAUGAUUAAAAAAGCACUAAGUGAUUAA